This is a messenger RNA of Durotheca rogersii, 1564 nucleotides long. Its product is annotated as nitrogen metabolite repression--responsible protein. The transcript has 2 exons. The record is from RefSeq and is a predicted model, not a curated record. Bases 115 to 1524 code for a protein of 469 amino acids. NCBI's taxonomy places the organism in Eukaryota, Fungi, Ascomycota, Sordariomycetes, Xylariales, Xylariaceae.
GUUUUUUUUUAUUAAAAAAAACGGGUUUCACGAUCCCGCCGUUCCUUUGGUCUAUAAAAUCGGCUCGGGGCGUCUAGGCCUGGAGUGAGAUCUGACCGAGCCAACGCUAUCGCCAUGCCUUCUUCCACCAACCCCAUCCCCAUCCGGACUGACUUGGUGAUUCGACCACCUCCUGGCGAAAACGGCCAAACUGCCUCUUCAUCUCCCAAAUCUUCGGCGGUACACGGUACGCGGCACAAGCACACGCGAUCCUCCUACUCGGAGGGCUCUCCUCUUGCGGCCAUGUCUAGAAACAACUCGUUGAGCUUCCGCCCCUUGAAGCGGUCGACGCCGUCGCCGGACAAGACGAUCGCCGUUAUCAAUGCGAGCGGUCGCCAGGCCGCCUCGUUAAUUCGCAUAGCUACUGCCGUGGGCUACAAGGUACGCGCCCAGCUGCGCAACCUGGAGGGAGUCAUAGCCACCGAAGUUGCGACCAACCCGAAUGUUACGGUCAUCGUCGGGGAGUUGUAUCUUCGCAACAAGCCGGAUGACAAGAGAGACGUCACCGUCCACGGGCCGCUCCCGGGCAUCCUCGUGAACCACUCUCUAAUCUCGCAGCUCUUUGACGGCGCGCAGCUAGCCUUCAUAAACACGACCUUCUACGGAAACGAGAUACAGAUCGGAGAAGCGAUCGCGGACGCUGCGAAGCGCGCCGGCGUCCAGCACUACGUGUACUCGUCGAUGCCCGACCACGCGGCCUACAACCCCGAAUGGCCUUCACUACCCCUCUGGGCCGCCAAACACGAGGCCGAAGAGUACGUUCGUAAGAUAGGACUUCCUUCCACUUUUGUCUACACCGGUAUAUACAACAACAACUUCACCUCACUUCUCUACCCGCUAUUCUGCAUGGAGCUGAAGCCGGACGGCUCGUUCGAGUGGCAGGCUCCUUUCCACCCGAACGCGAAGCUGCCCUGGUUGGAUGCCGAGCACGACGUCGGGCCCGCCAUCAUCCAGGUCUUCAAGGACGGCCCGAGCAAGUGGAAUGGGAGGCGCAUCGCGCUGGCCUACGAGUAUUUAACGCCCCUAGAGGCCUGCGAGGCAUUUGAACGGGGGGUCGGCAGACGCGUACGCUACAAGCGAGGACCCAUAAAACUGAGGGUAAAGAUUCCCGAAGGUUAUCGAGCGCAGCUCGAGGCGCUGGAGAAGCUCUUCUCGCUGAGCAAUAACGACCCGACGAGACAGCCGCCGUAUUUCGGAGACCUCGAACUCGAAAGGAAGUGUCCCGAAGACGCCCUGGCCUUGUGGGAAGGGCCCAGAGGGCUAGAGGAAUAUGCACGCGAGAUUUUCCCGUUGGAGGAGGAGGCAAAUGGGAUGACCUGGAUGUUUACGGACGAGAGUGGCCCCACCACAUUCGAGAGCACAGCCGAAGCGAAUGAAGGCGUCGCGGGCCACGAAGACGAAGGCGAAGAUGGGGACGAUGAUUCCGUGGACGAGGGUUUAAUAAUGCGGGGACUGAAGAGGGACGAGGAAUCAUGGCUAGCAUGACUCGUAGGGUACGACGGCUAUGGCAACCCGCUUUCCUUUU